AGAAUUCUGAACAAAUUAGUAAUGGUUAGGUGAAACAGCGUGAGGAAAUGCACAUGCAGUACCCCCAGGAGCCGUUAGGGGGCCAUAGCCUGGAUUUUUAGGCGGAGUUGCACCUCAUGAAACGACGGCGCAUGAUGACGUCACAUUGUUUGGUAACAAUUAACAAGCAUGUUACGUACAAUUUAACGUUGCCUGUUCAACGGCCACGGCAGUUUCGACCAUCGUUCUUUUCAACGGUAAUAAUCUGUACCAGAGUUGCAAUUGGAUUGAUUUAGAAUUACGCCCUUUUUCCUCUUAUCAUAAAAAAUGCCUGAGGGACCAGAACUCCACCUAGCCAGCGUCUAUGUGAACAAAAUGUGUAAAGGAGUGGUCUUCAGUGGACCGGUGACAAAAUCAGAGGUCAGUAAGAGUCCGGACGUGCCCUUCACCUGCGAGGCCUACCUCAUCACAGCUGUUUCCAGAGGGAAAGAAGUGAAGCUAACCCUCACACCAUUGAAGAGUGAUGGAAGUAAUCAGAGAGCUAAAAGAGCACAAACGGACCAACCCAUGGACAUCGUCUUCCGUUUCGGGAUGUCCGGUUAUUUCACCUUUACGACAGAGGAUGAGUUGCCCAAACAUGCACAUUUACGCUUUCAUUCCAAGGAGAAUCCCUCCAGGGUGCUGAGCUUUGUAGAUACACGGAGGUUUGGCAGCUGGGAGCCCAAUGGGACAUGGCAUUCUGAUAGAGGGCCCUGCAUCAUGUUUGAAUAUGAAAAAUUCAGAGACAAUGUGGUGACACGUCUCUCUGACCGAGCCUUUGAUAGACCCAUCUGUGAAGUUCUCCUCAAUCAGAAAUACUUCAACGGCAUCGGGAACUAUCUGAGGGCAGAGAUUUUGUUCAGGUUGAAAAUACCUCCCUUUGUGUCGGCUAGAACGGCGCUGGAGGGACAUGAGUCAGAAGAUCUUAAUGAAAAUGAAAAACCUGUAAAGACAGAGAUCACAGCCAGAAAGGCCUCCCACACAGUUAAAAAGAAAGCAAUGAAAGAGGAGACGGGGGAUCUGCUCCGACUGUGUCAUACGGUGCCUCUGGAGGUGGUGAACCUGGGUAGUGGUAAGGGUUAUGACCCCACAAAGCAAGACUACUCUGACUUUGAAGCCUGGCUUCAGUGUUAUUACGUGGAUGGAAUGAACUCCAUCAGGGACCACAACGGCAGAACCAUGUGGUUCACAGGAGAGCCAGGUCCCAUGGCCCCUAAAGAGUCAAAGUCACCCAAGGCUAAAAAGAGAGCAAAGACAGCGAGCGACAACGAUUACACUGAUGACAACAAAAAGAUGGCAAAAGGCAACACAAAGAAAACCCUGUCAGAAACAAAGCCCUCACAUCAUCAGGUAACUGGAUCCAACAGGAAGCAGCUGGAAAAGGACAAAGUAAAGAGUGGAAAUGGAUCACCUGCAGGUUCUCAGAGGCGGAGCCAGAGACUGACCAGGCAGAGAAACCUGACUAAAUAAGACUUUACUGUUGUUUUUUUAUUAUUAUUUUCUACAAAACGUUUGUGUAUGUAAUUUUAAAGGGAAGUAAAAACAUUUUUAACAAAUAUUUACAGACUACAGUAACGAGUUUCAACCACAGCAUCAGUUAGUGAUUCAUCAUUUGGGAGGGAUUCACUGUGACAUCAUGAAAAGAGAAGUGACAUCUUUUCAAGUAAGCCAUGGUUGUAAUGUUUGCUGUAAUUAUGUGUCACAAUAACACACCCACUCCCGGCAGAGUGGGCAGGGGACGGAUAUACCAACUUAGAUCGUGAGCCAAAUCAUUUAACUCCUAGGCUGCCUGGACCGUCUUAAACUACUGGUUGUAUAAUACUGUAUGUCGAAUGCUGGACCAUCGUUAACACUGGCAUUUAAGCCUAGCAUUGCUUUAAUCUCGAAACUACCAGAAAGUAUUAGUUGUAGGGAAGUGAGCAGUGCCCUGAAGACAGACUCCUCCCUUUUGUUCACUAAAACAAUUGCACGAAAAUAAACAGGGUUAUUACAGCUGAA
Cynoglossus semilaevis (tongue sole) is the source of this 2016-nucleotide messenger RNA. It is a transcript of the gene neil1, whose product is annotated as nei-like DNA glycosylase 1. The coding region runs from base 307 to 1488 and encodes 393 amino acids. Lineage: Eukaryota; Metazoa; Chordata; Actinopteri; Pleuronectiformes; Cynoglossidae. The record is from RefSeq and is a predicted model, not a curated record. The transcript has 10 exons. Gene Ontology annotation, biological process: base-excision repair. Gene Ontology annotation, molecular function: DNA N-glycosylase activity; nucleic acid binding; zinc ion binding. Gene Ontology annotation, cellular component: nucleus.